AUGGGUCUGUGGGACCCCAUAUUAUCACGGCCGUCGCCCGAUAUAACCGCGUCUUACGAGUUCUUAGAGGAGAUCGGCCAUGGAGGCUCGUCCGUGGUGCGCGUGUGCCGGCAUCGCGCCACGGGCGAGAGGUUCGCGUGCAAGAGCAUUCUCAAGGACAACCUUCGCUGCGCCGCUGACGUGGCAGACGUUCGAAGAGAAAUCGAGGUGUUGGAGCAGCUGGGGCACCACGCGCAUAUCGUGCAGCUGCACGCCACCUUCGAGGACAUCUCAGCCGUCCAUCUCGUCAUGCAGCUCUGCCACGGCGGCGAGCUCUUCCACGAGAUCGUGCGCCGCGAGCGCUUCUCCGAGGCGGACGCCGCCGUCGUCUUCCGCCAGCUGGCGGAGGCGGUGGCGUUCUGCCACGCGCGCGGCGUGCUGCACCGCGACCUCAAGCCCGAGAACAUCCUGCUGCUGCACCCCGUGGCGGAGGGGGAGGGGGGAGGCGGGGCGGAGGCGGGAGAUGGGGGUGCGGGGGAGCGGGGCAAUGCGGCGGUGGCGGCGGUGGAGGAUUGGAAGCCGCGGGAGCAGGCAGACGAGGAGGGGAACGACGGCGGGCUGUCGCCUCUAGAGCAGAACUGGCCGGGGUCGUCCGUCACCCCUCCUAACCACUCCCCACACCUCUCUCAAUCCAGCACGCCUCCUCUCGGCAAUCUGCUCCGCCACUCCUCGCUCCCCUCCCCUUCCUCCUCCGCCUUCCCCACCUCCCCCCUCCACUAUCUUCCCACCAUUGCAGAUCCCGCCACAACCCCUCCAACGUCCCCUCCCCAUUCCGCCUCCGCCUCCGCCUGUCCGCCCUCCCCCUCGCCUCCGCCCCCCCCGCUGCACGUGAAGCUGGCGGAUUUCGGGUUGGCGCUGCACCUGGGGCCGGGGGAGCGCGCGCAGGGCUUCGCGGGGAGCCCCUUCUACGUCGCGCCAGAGGUGCUGGCACGGCGGUCCUACGACACGUCAGCAGACAUGUGGAGUCUGGGCGUGGUACUGUACUCGUUAUUAGCAGGCGACCUGCCGUUCGUGGGGGACACAGAGAAGAAGGUGUUCCGCGCCAUCACCAAGGGGCGCCUCAACCUGCAGGCGCCCCCCUGGCCGUCCGUCUCCGCGCCCGCCAAGGCGCUCAUCCGCCGCCUGCUCGACCCCACCCCCGCCUCGCGCCUCUCCGCGCCCCUCCUGCUGCAGCACCCCUGGCUCGCGCACACGCCCCUGCCCACUGCGCCCGCGCUGCCUGUGCCGCAGCCUGUGGGCGCGCGCGAGGGGGAAGCGGCGCCCAUGGGCGCGAGCCCAGGGAGACCAGGGGCGGACUGGAGUGACGAGCGCGCUAGCAGGGCAGGCGGGGCAGCGCGGCCAGCGAGUGCGGGAGGGCGCGUGGCAGCGCUGCAGGUCCCGGACCCACACCGCCCCGCGCCUCAUGCCGCGCCCCAGUCGCCGCGCACGCCCUCCCCCCGCCGCGCCCCCCCACCCGUGUCCGCUGCUCGUUCUGCCGCGUCUGCUGCUGCCUCCGCGCUGAGGAAGGCCGCCAGGCACGCCAUGUCAGGUGGCGCUGCGGGCGCGGAGGGGGAGAGCGAGGGGCCAGGGGAUGGCGCAGGGGAGGCCAGCGGUCUGCACAGUGGGACGGGUGGGGGGACGAGUGGGGCCGCAGGGGCGGGAAGGACAGGCGGCAGUGCGGGGAGGACAGGCGGCAGUGCGGGCAACACGCCAAACAGUGCGGUGCGGAGCCUGGCAGCGGCGUUUGGGAGGAGCCCGGGGGCCAAGACAGAGAGCGCCAAGGCAGAGGGGGGGAAGAGCGGGGCAGGGCAGUCGGGGGGGGUGGGCAGCGGCACCAAGCGCAUUGUGAAGGCGCUGUUCCGCUCGCUCUCCUCCCUCGCCUCCGACUACCGCCGCGGCCGCCUCUCCUCGCUGGGGCUGGGCGGGGGCACUGCAGGCGCGGAGGGGGAGGGCGGGGGGAAGAAGGCGGGCGCUUGGGGUGACUGGGGCAGCGCGAGUGGCAGUGGCGGGGCGAGUGGGGCGAAAGGGGGGAGUAAGGGGUCCGGGGUGAGCAGAGCGAAGGAGUGGAGCAGCGGUGCAGAUGCACGCGUGCCAGGGCGAGCCAGCUUUAGCAGCAGCAGCAGCAGCGCAUGGGAUGGCAACAGCAGGGGGAACGGCAGCAGCGUCGAGAAAGGCAGUGGCAGCAAUCAUAAGCACGUUCCCCAUCCGCAGCGCGAGGGUGUGAGUGCUGGCUCAAGCGACGCGAGUGGCGGUACAAGCAGCAGCACAUUUGGUGGCAGUGCUAGCGAUGGCAACACCAGUGGUGGCAGCACGAGUGUGAAGGCUGUUGGUGAAGUGCAGAGCACAGCGGGCAGCAGAGGCAGUGGCAGCGCUAACACAGCUGCCCUGCGAUCGCCUGUCCUUUGUGCGACCUCUCCUGCCUCUGUGGAAUCUCCCCCCCUUGCUCCCAUGCAUGCCGCCCCACAUGCCACAGCACAUGCUGCAGCACCUGCCAUGUGCCAUGAUGCCCAUGUCCCCACGGAUCCUGUCGCCACCAUUCAUCCUCGCAACGAUUGCCCUCAUGCUGUUGCUGGCACUGCUGCCGAUGCCAAUCCCAGUGCUGGUGCUGCUGCUGCUGCUGCUACGGACAAUGUUGCUGCUGUGGCAAGUCAAGGAGCAGUAGAUGGUGCCGCAGAAACAGCAGCAGCAGCAGACGAGUCACAGAUAGAGUGUGGCGGAGUGGAAGCAGCAGCAGUGCAGGUUGCAGCAGGGGUGGGAGAGAGCGCCUUGCAGGAGGGAGCAACGGCGUGCGAGGUGGUGCCAAGCGGCAGAGAGGAUGGGAGCAGUGUGGCACUGGCAGGAGGGACGAGUGAAGCACAGGGGGAUGCGAAAGGCGGCAGUGGCAGCAGUGACAGGAUUGGCAGCAUAGCAGGCACAGAAUCUUGCAGUACAAAGGCAGCUCAUAGCACAAUGCCUAAACCCAAAGCCGCAUCCACACCCACACCCGUGCCCACGCCGAGUCCCACUUCCGAACCCACACCCACGCCAUGUGCUGCUUCUGUGGCUGGUGGUGUUCAGCAGACUGCUGGCGAGCAGUCGGCUGAGCAGAGCAAGGAGGGCGGAGAGCGAGUGAAGGAUGGCAGUGUGAGCAGCGAGGUGCAGACAGAGAGAGAGGGUACGGUAGGCGGUGCAGGCAGCGCAGCAGAGAGCGGAGGGGAGUCCGCCCCCAUAGGAGUGGAGGCGUGCUUAGGGGACAGCACAUCGGUCCCUCCAGACCCGUUGAGAGUGAGUGUACCAGUGCCAGAUGGCACUGCUGAUGCAAGCACUGCUGUAGCAGGCAGUGCUGUAGCAGGCAGUGCUGUAGCAGGCAGUGCUGUAGCAGGCAGUGCUGUAGCUGGCAGCAGUGCAGCUUUGAAGCCGGUAACAGCAGCAGUGGCUGUGGUUCCCCCAGGGGUGUCGUGUCUGGGGGAUGCAGAGCCGAGCCUGAAGCUGCUGCUGCAGCCACUGCGCCUGUCCCCUCGCCGCUCCAUGCGCCGCUCCCUCAGCAGCAGCAGCAGUAGCAGCAGCCAGAAUGGCGAGGUGGGCAAGGAGAGGAGGGGCGCGCUGAUGGAUGGGCAGGGGCAGGAGAAUGUUGGAGGCGGGGGCGGGUCAGAGCAGGUGGUGCAGGCGUGUGCACCAGCACCGUUCAAGUGGCGGCCACUCAAGGGCAGUCUGAGCGGCAGGCUGGGGUCUGGCAGGGCUGCUGCGAACGUGGCUCCACAGCUCCACAACUGA
Molecule: messenger RNA, 3771 nt
Organism: Closterium sp. Naga37s-1
Lineage: Eukaryota; Viridiplantae; Streptophyta; Zygnematophyceae; Desmidiales; Closteriaceae
Source: the annotation of a GenBank genome assembly